This is a messenger RNA of Salarias fasciatus (jewelled blenny), 1145 nucleotides long. It is a transcript of the gene ca4a, whose product is annotated as carbonic anhydrase IV a. Gene Ontology annotation, molecular function: carbonate dehydratase activity; zinc ion binding. Gene Ontology annotation, cellular component: plasma membrane. The transcript has 8 exons. The coding region runs from base 153 to 1145 and encodes 330 amino acids. The record is from RefSeq and is a predicted model, not a curated record. NCBI's taxonomy places the organism in Eukaryota, Metazoa, Chordata, Actinopteri, Blenniiformes, Blenniidae.
GCGCGUCAGGAGCGCACCGACAGGCCGCUUCUCAUCCGAGCUCUCAUCACACGCGCACAGCUUUAUUAAGAGGCGAUGCCCGAAGGGGGAGGGGCCACACUUUCUUUCCCGUUGGAGUAUGGUGAUAGAUAAGUAUAAGACCCCCCGCGAGAAUGCGAUCACAUUGGAAAAAAACAAGGCAUUGUGUGGCUUUCUCUCGCUCCAGCCCGGAACGCACCGACAUGCAGCGGCUCAUCCUGCCCGUUCUCCUGGCAUCCUUCUGGACAACCUGCUCAGGAUCCGGAGACUGGUGCUAUCAUUCCCAGUUCACCUGCAACCAUCAGUGCAACGUGCCAGAAAAAUGGAACCUUGCCGACCAAGUCUGCGCGGGAGAAUUCCAGUCGCCCAUCAACAUCGUGACCAGAAAGACGCUGAAAGAUGAGCGUCUGACUCCGUUACAGUUCAAGAACUACCAGCAGACCUUCAGCGGCACCAUCGAAAACAACGGACACUCGGUCGUGGUCCAGGUUCCUCAGAACUCCACCAUCUCGGGCGGAGGUCUGCCCGUCACCUACAAGGCGGUGCAGUUCCACCUGCACUGGGGCAAAGACGGAGGGCCGGGAUCCGAGCACACCGUCGACGGGGAGCGAUAUCCCAUGGAGCUGCACAUCGUUCACAUGAAGAGCCAUUACGAAGAUCUGCCCACGGCGCUGAGGGACCGAGAAGGAGUCGCCGUUCUUGGAUUUUUCUAUGAGAAAUCCAACAGUGCAAACAGAAAAUAUGACUACAUCAUUAACGCUCUACGCAAAGUCAAGGCUACAAAAGGAAACACCUCCCUUCAGCCCAUAUCCCUGGCUCAGCUGAUCCCGUCCGAGCAGAACAUGACCUCUUACUACCGUUACAAAGGCUCUCUGACCACGCCGGGCUGCGCAGAGUCUGUGGUGUGGACAGUGUUCGAGAACCCCAUUCCCCUGAGCCUGGAACAGCUGCAGGCCUUUUCUGAGCUCCAGUUCGGCGACGGGAAGCCGAUGACGGAGAACUUCCGGCCGGUGCAGCCCCUCAACGGCCGACAGGUGUUCCGCUCGGGCGGCGCGGCGGUCCUGGCCAGCUCCGCCCUCCUCCUGGCCGCCACGGCCGCCGCGCUGGGACUGUCCCGGCCCAACUAG